ACACGGCCACACAUCACUGGUGACAUCUAUGGGAAGUCUCGUUUUUGACUGCGGAAGUAGGAAGCCAAGGGGAAUUCCUGCUGCUAAGAGCUAGCUAGAUAUGCGGUGUUGUAUAUAACCGUAAUUGCUGGCAAAAUCGUAAGGAAGGUUGACAGCUAGCUAGUUAUAUUUUUGUCUUGCGUUGCUGUUACGGUUGCGUUUACUUUAACAUAACGACAGGAUAGAUCGCCGGACUGCACUUCGGAUACACCCGAUUCCGUUAGUAACGUUAUUUUGCUAACUAACGUUAGCGAGUAACAUUCUUAAGUUAACUAGCUAACUACCUAACUUGGAUACACGCGCCGAUAACAGGGCGAUGGUGCAGCCCCAGGCACGCGUGGACACCGCCCUGCAGUGGGACAUGACGGCUGGCGGGGACGUGCUGGCCGCCGGGGGCCAGGGGUCCGUGGGGGCCUCCUCUCAGGGGUCCCUCAGGGUCCCCCCAGAGCUGGCCUCCAACGAGAUCGUGCACCGGCUCCUCGGAGACAACCAUCAGCUGCGAGAGGCCGUGCGGCGCAGUAACGUGGCCCUGAAGGAGCGCUGCGACGACAUGGAGGGAUGGCAGCGGAGGAUGCGGGAGGAGAGGGAGUUCCUCGGCACCCGGUUUCGGGAGGCCCGGGACCUGGUGGAGAGGUUGGGCCGGGAGAACAAGGCUCUGCAGGCCCAGCUCAGCCACACGGGACAGGACGGGGGGCACGCGGGCGCAGGGGCGUCCGGAGAGGAGCCCCAAAAUCAGCCUGGGGUGGAGAAAGAAGCCAAAGAGGUGGCAGAAAUGGCGGAUCCGCACGCUCCUCCACAGAGUUUGGAUGACUCAAGUGUGUGUAGCUCCAACAGUACUGGGUUCCCCAGCCUGGUGGACAGCCUGUCCUCCAUCAUAGAAGAUGGGGGAGAGGGAGAGGGUGGGGCCUGCAGCAAGCCCGCUGAAGGAGGGAAUGAGUUUCUUCAGCUGCUCAAGAGCCACAAAGAAAAGUUGGAAGAGGGGAUGCAGGAGCUGAGGAGGAGAAACGAAGAUCUGGACAGACAGAGGGAAGAGGCGGAGAAGGAGAGAGAUGGCCUUCGCAGCACCAACGCACAGCUGCAGGCCAAACUCGCUCAGAUGCAGCCCGCUGAAGGAGGGAAUGAGUUUCUUCAGCUGAUCAAGAGCCACAAAGAAAAGUUGGAAGAGGGGAUGCAGGAGCUGAGGAGGAGAAACGAAGAGCUGGAGAGAGAGAGGGAAGAGGCGGAGAGGGAGAGAGAUGGCUUUCGCAGCACCAACGCACAGCUGCAGGCCAAACUCGCUCAGAUGCAGGGCUGUGGUGUGAUUGAGGAGGCUCCCCAGCGCUCAGCAGUACCCUCCAGUGGCUCAGACAGCUCCACUCUGGCACGCCUGACUGAGCAGCUGCAGGCCACGCAGUGCAGGUAUAGAGAGUUACAGGAGAAAUUAGACUGCCUUCAGAAGACCACAGUGCAGCGAGACAGAACAGAAGCCCUGCUAAAGCAGAGAGAGAAGGAGUUCACACAGCUGGUUAAGGACAGCGAAGCUCUAAAGGCCCAGGUCACCUCACUCCUGGGAGAGCUGAACGAGAGACAGAGCUGCCUGGAAAGCAGCGAGAAGGAGAGGAUGCUGUUAGAAGAGAAGUUGUCUGUACGCACAGAGGAGCUGUACUCCAUCCAGAGGGAGAUGGAGCAGCUGAAGAAGCAGCACAGCGUGACGGUGGACAAGCUGCGUCUGCAGACCCAGAACCUGGAGGCCGCGCUCAGGACCGAGAGGCUGGUCCUCACCGAAGAAAAGAGGAAGCUGGCCCAGCUGCAGCAUGCCUACACACAGCUGUUUAAGGACUACGACACCAAACGCAAGAAUGGCGGGGAAGUGGAGGACCUGGCCAAUAGGCUGGUGGAGGCGGAGAGGGCCCUGGCACUGAAGCAGGAGCUGAUUGACAAGCUGAAGGAGGAAGUGGAGCAGCAGAGGGGCACUCUGGAGACCGUUCCCGUUCUCACUGCACAGGCGGAGAUCUACAAAGCAGACUUCCGCGCGGAGAGGGAGGCGCGGGAGAAGCUACACCAGCGCAAGGAAGAGCUACAGGAGCAGCUGAGCCAGGCCUUGGCCGAGCUGGAUCGGCUCAAAAUCGUGGACUCCAGGGCGGGGAUGGAAGAGAUGCAGAAGAGGCACAGGGAGGAUUUCCGGACGCACCCCCGCCACCCCCCGCCUGCAGCGUUCGCGGGGGCCACAGUCCCGUUCAGCCCCGCCCAGGCCCCCUCCUUCCGCAGGCACAGUGUGUCCGAAGAGCUGCCCGAUUUCCGCUGCCCGAAAUGCCAGUACCAGGCCCCGGACAUGGACACCCUGCAGAUCCACGUCAUGGACUGUAUCCAGUGAGGGGGGGGGGGGGGGGGGGUGAAGUAGACUAGGAUCCCUCCCAAAUACACUCCACUGCAAGAACAGAGAGAGAGAGAGAGAGAGAAAGCUCUGAGGGGGUGCAGUUGGCAGGAAUGUGGAUUGUUAAGUGGACAACUUAAUUCCUCACCAGUCCCGACAGAAGGAAAAAGUUUUAUAAUCAAUGCUAUAAUUGUUGCCACCAUAGAAUGUUUAUAAUAUUUCCAUUUUAACAGAUCUCUUAUCAGUGUUCGGUUUAAUUACAGUUGGACUGUGUAGCUCUCUUUGUAUGGAACGCUGUGCUGUACUGCAGGCAUGUAUCCGUGUGCUUACUGUCAGUGACUUUCCUGUCUUCCAGAAUUUAUGUGAACUUGUUUGUCCUUACGGCACUCUGUGUAGUCUAAUUAUUCAAGAAUGUUUUAAAAGGAGAAUGUACGUCCUUGUGUAAAUUGUGGUAAUGGAAAGAGUUUAAACAAAUAAAUGUUGUCAUGCCUAA
Molecule: messenger RNA, 2885 nt
Organism: Anguilla rostrata (American eel)
Lineage: Eukaryota; Metazoa; Chordata; Actinopteri; Anguilliformes; Anguillidae
Gene: ikbkg
Product: inhibitor of nuclear factor kappa B kinase regulatory subunit gamma
Exons: 17
Coding region: 356-2392 (678 amino acids)
Biological process (GO): positive regulation of canonical NF-kappaB signal transduction
Cellular component (GO): cytoplasm; nucleus; IkappaB kinase complex
Molecular function (GO): K63-linked polyubiquitin modification-dependent protein binding
Source: RefSeq, a predicted model, not a curated record